Bemisia tabaci is the source of this 609-nucleotide messenger RNA. Its product is annotated as small ribosomal subunit protein uS8A. NCBI's taxonomy places the organism in Eukaryota, Metazoa, Arthropoda, Insecta, Hemiptera, Aleyrodidae. Gene Ontology annotation, biological process: translation. Gene Ontology annotation, molecular function: structural constituent of ribosome. The record is from RefSeq and is a predicted model, not a curated record. Gene Ontology annotation, cellular component: ribosome.
GUAGUUAGCGCUGUGGCGGCGAUUGUUAGAACUUGAGAUUUUAUUCAAUUCUUAUUCCACUUGGCCACGCUGCAAAGCCUCUUUCACGCGGAAUUUUUGUAGGUUAUGAGCUGUCAUCUCCUCAUCAGUCAUAAUGGUGCGUAUGAGUGUUUUAGCUGAUGCCCUCAAAUGCAUAAACAAUGCAGAGAAGAGAGGAAAACGUCAGGUUUUAAUCAGGCCUUGCUCUAAGGUCAUCAUCAGGUUUCUCACAGUCAUGAUGAAGCAUGGCUACAUAGGAGAAUUCGAAAUAGUUGAUGACCACCGAGCUGGCAAAGUAGUUGUUAAUCUAACUGGUAGGAUAAACAAAUGUGGAGUGAUUUCACCCCGUUUUGAUCUCCCUGUUAAUCAGUUUGAAAACAAAUGCAAUGCCCUUCUACCAUCAAGACAGUUUGGAUACAUUGUUCUAACAACUAGUGGAGGAAUAAUGGAUCAUGAAGAAGCUCGAAGGAAACAUCUUGGAGGCAAAAUCCUAGGCUUUUUCUUUUAAUGACUUCUUGACAUGCUUGUAAUUUUAACUAUUUUGUACAAUUUUUAAAUAUACAACAAAAAGUUUUUAACGGAAAAUCUAAA